Cheilinus undulatus (humphead wrasse) is the source of this 4781-nucleotide messenger RNA. It is a transcript of the gene edrf1, whose product is annotated as erythroid differentiation regulatory factor 1. The record is from RefSeq and is a predicted model, not a curated record. Gene Ontology annotation, biological process: positive regulation of DNA-templated transcription. Lineage: Eukaryota; Metazoa; Chordata; Actinopteri; Labriformes; Labridae. Bases 380 to 4111 code for a protein of 1243 amino acids. The transcript is spliced from 25 exons.
UGUGCUCUGACAACAACAUUCAGGCUCUCUGCUGGUGGGAAGAGAAGAAGCAGUUGAUUAUUUAACUGCCUUAGUGAGGUCCGGACAUAGAUUAAUAUAGCAACAACAUCCUCUUCGUACGUUACGUUUGGCUUAAAUUAGAUAUCGUCUUUGUAUUGUUAUACUCUUUACAGCCUUAGGAACAAGCGCUGAUUUUUCGGGGAGUUAGCCAGUCAAGCUAGCAAACAGCAGACAUUUUCUAACUUUAAUGAUUUAACCGACGUGUCUCACGUGAUGUGUCGCUAAUCGAUGGAUAGCCAUUGAGUUGUUAGCCAUGGGUAGGUAGUCAGGUGGUUUAUAAUUGCCAGUGUUUGGUGGUCUUAGCCGUCCUGUGAUCAGUAUGAGCGCAUCGGCUGGGGGCAGAGAGUCUGGGACCCCCUUGGAUAAAGUGAAGGAGGAUACCGGGGGUCCUACCUGUACAGGAGAGAACAACAAACAUGACUCUGCAAUUUGCACGGGUAACACUGAAAUUAAGAGUCGUGCUGUCGUCAAGUAUUCGGCUGCUCCACCACCUACCAGCUAUGCCCUGCUUCAGGAGAAGACUGACCUCAAGCUGCCGCCUGCCAACUGGUUGAGAGAAAACCCCCAGCUAGGCAGUGCUGGUACCACCAUACUGGGGUCUAGCAGUAAGAGCAAACCUUUCUCCAGUUUUGGGAUGGCGUAUGACUUCAUAGACUGCAUCGGAGAUGAUGUGGACGUGGUGUCAGACUCAGAGAACAUCAAGAAGCUUCUGAAAAUUCCCUACAGCAAGUCACACGUCAGUAUGGCAGUUCAUCGGGUGGGGAGGACGCUGCUUUUGGACGAGCUGGACAUUCAAGAACUCUUCAUGAGAUCCUCUCAGACAGGAGACUGGACAUGGCUGAAAGAUUUUUACCAGCGACUGAUAGAUCAGAAGUGGCAGAGGAAAAAGAAAAGUAAAGAGCACUGGUAUCAGAAAGCAAUUCUGUCAAAGUUCCUUUACUACAGUGUUAAUGGGGAUGGGGCUGCAGAGCCUGUAUCAGACAGUCUGAAUGAAGGUGAGGAGGAGGACAGGGCAGAGGAGUUCAGUUCCUCAUGGCCAACCACCUUCACCAGUACGUCUGAUGCAGAAGAACCAGACACUCCUAAGCAGGAAAGUGUUUCCAUGGACAGCAAGUUUGCUCUUGGCCAGGUGACAUCUGUACCUAAAGAGCAAAACAUGCCUAUGCUCUUCAACGAAGGGGAGAACAGUCAGGGAUUGAGGAAUGACUUUGUGCGAAACAUCAUGUGGACAUUUGAGGACAUCCACAUGUUGGUUGGGUCCAAUAUGCCUAUUUUUGGAGGAGGUCGCUAUCCUGCCGUCAGUCUGAGACUCAGGGACAACAACAAACCAAUUAACAUUCUGACAGGUAUCGACUACUGGCUUGACAAUCUGAUGUGUAAUGUCCCAGAGCUUGUCAUGUGCUUUCACGUCAAUGGAAUCGUCCAGAAAUACGAGAUGAUAAAAACAGAGGACAUCCCUCACCUGGAGAACUCCACUUUCUCUACGAGGGUGGUGAAAGACAUUGCUCAGAAUAUCCUCUCCUUCCUAAAGUCCAACUGCACCAAAGAGGGUCACACCUACUGGCUUUUCAAAGCAAGUGGGAGUGACAUUGUGAAGCUUUAUGAUCUAACCACUCUGUGUGAAGAGGCUGAAGAAGAAAAAUGUCAGAAUCCCUUCACGCUUCCUGUAGCUGUGUUACUUUAUAAAGUCGCUAGCAACUUGAUGCUGAAAGCGAGACAAAACAGAAAGCACUAUGGCACAAUCAGAACAUUACUUUUAAACUGCGUCAAACUUCUGGAUCAGGAGAGGCAUCCCCAGAUCAUCGCCUCUGCUCACUACAUGCUCUCAGAGCUAUUCCAGCUUGAUGAGCCUCCUCAGGAAGAUGGAGGGGAGUCGCUUCGGGCCGGGGGUUCUGAGGACAGCUACAGUGAUGAAGACAGGGAGGAAGAGGAGGAGCUGAUGGAGGACAGUGAUGAUGACAGCUCUGAUGACUCUUGCUCCAGAUCUCAAGAUGACAGUAAAGCUGUGGCAGUGAUCCGCUCUGUAGGGGAGCUGUCAGUACCAGAGAAAUACAAAUCAACUCACCAGAUCAGACCAAGUGGCCCUUUCCCUGUUUCUCAAGAUAAAGAGGAGAGAUGUCGACACGUCUUGAGCUACGUACUGAAGGGGCUGAAAGCAGUGGAUGGAAGUAUCAAGAAGGAGAGUGAUCUCCCUGCUGCAGACCCAAACACACCCAUUCCUCUCAAAUAUGAGGACAGAAGUGCAGCUGGAGCCUGUGCUGCUGAGACGGGCAUCUCACUGCUUCUGGAAAGAGUGGGGCCUUUACAGGCGGACCAGAAGCACCCGACUCGCUCAGGGAUGAUCCCCGGCUCUUGGCAGCACCGAAUGAAGCUGCAGCUCUUCCUCAAAGCCUCCAAGGCGUACUAUGUCCUAUCUGACGCAGCCACUAACCUGCACAAGUACGGACGAGCCCUGCGUUACAUCAAACUAUCUCUACAGAGCUACGAUGCUUAUUGUUCAGUGAGCGGCACUCUGCAUCCACAGGUGCUGCAGUUUCACAGCCAGUGCCUCUCUCUGUGCGGGGACAUCCAGCUGAUGUUGGCCCAGAAUGGAAACAACAGGGCUGCUUACCAGGAGGAGUACAGCUACCAGACCAAAGAGGACCAGGAGAUCUUGCACAGCCUGCACAGAGAGAGCAGCUGCCAGGCCUUUAACAUGGCGACAGACCUGGCCAUGGAUCCGGAGUACCAGCUCUUUGUUAGCAGUAAAUGCUAUGAGGCAGCGUAUGAACUGCUUGUCUCUGAAGCUUUGGCAGAUCAUGACUCUGAUCAGCUGGCCCAGGUGCUAAAAAGGCUGGGGAACAUCCGCAAUGAGAUGGGAGUCUAUUACAUGAACCAGGCGGCAGCCAUGCAGACUGAGAAAGAAGUGAAGAAGUCUGUGUCAGUAGCAGAGCAAGAGAUGUGGAAAAAGAGUUUCGCCUUCUUUGAGAAAGGCAUGAAGGACUUUGAAGCCAUCGAGGACAGAACCAACACGGCCUUAUUGCUGUGUAACACUGGCAGGCUGAUGAGAAUCUGUGCUCAGGCUCACUGUGCCGUCUCUGCCGACCAGAGCAGAGGGGAGUUCUCACCUGAGGAGACACUCUACUACAACAAGGCAAUAGACUACUACCUAAGGGCAAUGAAAUCCCUUGCAAGCCGAGAGUGUCACCCAGCAGUCUGGGACAGUGUGAACUGGGAACUCUCCACCACUUAUUUCACUCUGGCUACACUCCUGCAGGACUACGCCCCACUGUCCAGGAAAGCACAGGAGCAGAUUGAGCGUGAGGUUACCGAGGCGAUGAUGAAGUCCCUGCGAUACUGUGACCUGCAGACUGAGUCGGCUCGUCAGCCACUCUACCAAUACAGAGCUGCCACUAUCCACCACCGGCUGGCCUCCAUGUACCACAGCUGCUUCCGUAAUCAGGUUGGGGAUGAACAUUUGAGGAAGCAGCAUCGCAGUCUGGCAGAGCUUCACUACAGUAAGGCUGUAUGUCUGUUCCUCAGCCUUAAAGAUGCUCCCUGUGAGCUGCUGCGCACGCUACUGGAGAGGGUGGCCUUUGCUGAGUUUACUAUGGCAGGUCAGAGCAGCAGCGCAGCAAAGCUGAAGAGUCUGACUGGAGCGUUGGAGAUCAUGACAGAAACUCGCUUUGCUUUCCAGAUAAUUCACAAAGAGCUGCUGGAGGAACAGAUAGAGCCAAGUGAACAACAGCCUGCUGAAGCAGCAGAGUCUCCUGAUGUGACCAGCGGCCCGGCCUCAGGACUCAACCUCCAGGAAGUGAUGAAGCUGAUCGGGGUGUUUGAACCAAGUUUCUCUUUCUUGCUCCUGCAGUUGGUCAAAAUGAUGACCACGAUAAAACGGAAACCAAGCAAUAAGGACGAGGAGUUGUUGAAAACCUACAAGAAUGUUUACUCCAAGCUGCUGAGAGCUGAGAAGAAUGCUCCUCUCCUCAGUCGUGUCUCGCACUACAUCGAGCUUCUGGAGCAGCUGACUCCACAAACACAAAGUGACGACAAAGCUGCACAGUCGUCAUAGUAACAAAAUCAAGACCGUCCAUACUUCCACAAUUGGCUCUCUCUGGGGAACACCUGGAUGCCAUCAUUACCAACAGGUCCAUGCUCAGGCAACACACAGAAUGACAGUUUGAAAGCUAAUUCACCUCCUGCGCCUUUAAACAAAUCAUUUUCUAACAUUUGCAUUACAGGUUUUGAAUUGUACAUUUUUGUUAAAAGACUUGUAUAUUCAGAAGAUAUUUAAUUUUCUUAUUGCUUAGACCUGUAUUGUCACAUGUAAAGCUCCUAUGUGUCAGAUUCAUUGUACACAGUUGCAGACAUCACCUGGGUUGCCUCAUUUUUUUACACACAGCAAGAGAAAACCGGUACAAUCACACAGAACUUCUACUCAUAGGGGAUUUAUAAUGAGAAAUAAAUCAUUAAGCACAUUCUUAAAGAGAUUAUUGCAUUUAGUAAUUGGUGUUUUUGAUAUUCAAUAAUACCAAAAAGCUGUGAAUAAAACAGAUUUGUCUGAGGGCUUACAGGAUGAACUAAGCUUAAAGACCAUGUUUGCUUUCAAAGAAAAAAUGUGCAAUAGUUUGGCAACAUUCAGUGCAAACUCAGACUUGUGUGUCCACGUUGCUGUAUGUGUUGAUGUGAGUUUAUAUCGGCAUGGUUUGCUGUGACAUGAGAAUAAAAAGUUUUUAAGUAUG